UUAUAGGUACUGCCUGGUUAUACAGCAUAUUUGUAAAUGUCAGAUGGCUUGGACAUUUUAUUCCCGAUCUCCGAAUUUAUUUUCUCCUGUACCCUGCGGCUAAAACAUUGAACACUGAAGUUCGACUUGUAUAUCUUGAGGUAAACAGGACCAGUCUAAACAGCAAUUCUAUGUUCAAGAGCAAAACAUAACAACCAAAUGACAGUCCUGCAAGGCGCACAGCACAGCUAAAAAAUCACUGAAAAACAAAAUGGUCAGAUCCAAAUGACAUCCUGUAUCAAGAACAGCAAAUCUGCUUCAUCCUAUUUACAGCCUCCUGAGGCUUUCUAAAAACUCUGGGGAAAAGGAUAAUGCAUUUCCCCCUAGUGCUGGAAGCCACCAUGAAGUCGGAAUACAACGUCACUGUACGAGACGAUACAGAAUCCAUCCGCAGCAACAUGAAUCAAGCCUUGCCAUACCCACUGAGCUUUCAGGUUUCACUUACUGGAUUUCUCAUGCUGGAAAUUGUUUUGGGCCUCAGCAGCAACCUGACUGUGCUCGUCCUCUACUGCAUGAAGUCCAACCUGAUUAACUCUGUCAGUAACAUUGUCACAAUGAACUUGCAUGUGCUGGAUGUCAUCAUCUGUGUGGGCUGCAUUCCCCUAACCAUUGUUGUUGUUCUGCUUUCCCAAGAAAGCAACACUGCUCUGAUCUGCUGCUUUCACGAGGCUUGUGUGUCUUUUGCCAGUGUUGCGACCACAGUCAAUGUUCUUACCAUCACCCUGGACCGGUACGAUAUUUCGGUGAAGCCAGCAAACCGAAUUCUGACCAUGGGAAGGGCAGUGAUGCUACUCACGCUAAUCUGGAUUGUGUCCUUCGUUAGUUUUCUGAUACCGUUCAUGGAGGUCAGCUUUUUUAACUUUCAGCCUGAAAACAUAGGGCAAAACAAGACCCUCUCAAGUACCGAUAUAAACCAAUACUAUACUGAACUGGGACUGUAUUACCACCUCCUUGCGCAGAUCCCUAUUUUCUUUUUCACUGCCAUUGUCAUGUUGCUCACUUACUACAAAAUACUGCAGGCUUUGAACAUAAGGAUUGGCACCAGGUUUUCAACAGUGCAGAAGAAAAAAACUAGAAAGAAAAAGACAAUUUCUCUGACCACACAGCAUGAGACCAUAGACGUGUCACAAAGCAGUACAGGACGCAAUGUCAUGUUUGGUGUACGAACUUCUGUUUCGGUUAUAAUUGCUCUCAGACGGGCAGUGAAACGUCACAGAGAGCGUCGAGAAAGGCAAAGGAGGGUCUUCAAGAUGUCCCUCUUGAUAAUCUCCACAUUCCUUCUUUGUUGGACACCUAUCACCAUUUUAAAUUCUGUCAUUUUAUGUUUAGGCCCCAGUGACCUGUUGGUAAGGUUAAGACUUGGGUUUCUUGUCAUGGCCUAUGGGACUACCAUAUUUCACCCUUUGUUGUACGCUUUUACAAGACAGAAAUUCCAAAAGGUCCUCAAAAGCAAAAUGAAGAAGAGAGUUGUGUCCAUUGUAGAGGCAGAGCCCUUGCCAAAUAAUGCAGUCAUUCACAAUUCUUGGAUUGACCCAAAACGGAACAAAAAGAUGACCUUUGAAGACAAAGAGGCUAGACAGAAAUGUCUGGCAACUACACAAGUUGGAGAAUAACUGAAACUUCAGGAAAUAAAAAAAAUAGUAAGUAAAGAUUUCCAUCAGGUAAAAAUACAUAAGGACUAAAUGACCCAAAGCAUCAUUGUAAAUGCAACUGUAAUACAUGCACAGUCAAAGGUGGAUUAUUUAUUAUUAUUUAUUAAAGAAUUAUAUUUAAGUUCUACAAUCCUGCAGAACACAAUGUAGA
This is a messenger RNA of Polyodon spathula (Mississippi paddlefish), 1842 nucleotides long. RefSeq names its product G-protein coupled receptor 22-like. NCBI's taxonomy places the organism in Eukaryota, Metazoa, Chordata, Actinopteri, Acipenseriformes, Polyodontidae. The transcript has 2 exons. The record is from RefSeq and is a predicted model, not a curated record. Gene Ontology annotation, molecular function: G protein-coupled receptor activity; peptide binding. The coding region runs from base 351 to 1652 and encodes 433 amino acids. Gene Ontology annotation, biological process: G protein-coupled receptor signaling pathway. Gene Ontology annotation, cellular component: membrane.